AUGAAUUGGCAACGCGUUUUACGCAUAACCAACGGCUUCUUGCUGCUCACCGGAUUUCAGCUACACAGCUUUGAGMCCAAAACGCAGCGGUUUCACAUAUCCUUGUGGGGUCUCGCAAAUUUCAUCGCACUAACGCUAUUCUACGUCAUUUGCUUUAAUCAGCACUUCACGCACUCGGCACUGCUGAAGAUUUUCCACGAUGUGUCACCGUUUUUUUGGCAACUAAUACGCGCGCACCUCUUGCUGGGACUUAAGAUUUAUAUAUACCGAAUUUUUACCAUGGCCGUAGUGGGUCGUGCUUGCAAUGGUAUUUUAGGCGUUUGCCCACGUGUUUUUGCGCAUAAAUUCAAAUUGGAGGAGGCGUUUGCAUACAUCUUGGUUUUCUCAACGUUUGCGCUCUCACUCUGUUUUGCUGYAUACAUUGCUUAUGAAAUGCAAUUUGAAUUGCCCCCUUGGGAUAAUAUUUUCGUAAGUUUUGGUCUAUUCAUUCCGCAUUUCGCUUUAGCCGGUGCUUUAAAGCUGUAUACACUGAAUUGCUGGUUAUUGCGCGAGGAAUUGAGGCAGUUGAAAGUGGGACUGCAGGACAUGCUGAUGGARCAAUUAAAAACUGACGUUCAAAUUGUGGAAAACGACAUUGCAAUGUCAACAAGUGUCAGCGCCACAAAUGCUUGUGUCAAAAUACCAACGACUAAUAUACAAAAGGAGUUGGCGCAAUACCUUAAACGCUUUGAGCAGUUGGCUGCUGAAGUGAAGUUUGUGAGUGAUGCAUUAAGCAAAGAUGUGCUGCUACUAUUGUUAAUGAAUAGCAUAAGUCUGCUUGCCGGUGUUUAUGCACUUGUGUACUUUCAAACAAGUUGGCACUUGUUGUUUUCGCCCCCGUGGAAGCGUAUUUUCUAUGCUUCGAAUAUUGCUAUUUACGUGCUCAUCUUCUGGGAUUAUACUUGUUUGUGCACAAGUAUAUGUUUUCUCAACAAAGWGAAAGUUCGGAUACUUGAUGUUGUUCAAGUAGCUAUAAAAUCAAAAACGCGUUUUGAAAAGGCUGCUCGUUCUCUCCUGAAAGAUAUUCGYAGCGCAUUGACCAUAGAGCUGCGGUUGACUUUGUUCAAACUGGUGGAAGUAAACGCGUGGAGUUUAAUAAUGGUACACCUAAUCGUUGGCAUAAUAACUUCCAUAAUCGUUGUUUAUCAGUACUUGAAUGAUCAAAUUAUUUCAAUACAUGCUCAGCUGGAUACUGAUGACAGUGAUGAUUAGAAUUUAGACAAA
Molecule: messenger RNA, 1263 nt
Organism: Bactrocera latifrons
Lineage: Eukaryota; Metazoa; Arthropoda; Insecta; Diptera; Tephritidae
Gene: Grl40a
Exons: 3
Coding region: 1-1251 (416 amino acids)
Source: RefSeq, a predicted model, not a curated record